AUGCGACUACCACUGAUGGAGUCGUCCCUGUUUGCGGCAAUACUGUUGCUCGUGCCCCUCGUUGCGGCUCUCGGACAGCAACCCAUCAUCAGCUUCGAGAGUGUUGCGGGUGCUCUGCAGCUAGCUGGCAGCAACAUCACGCGGCCUCAGAUCCUCGUAUCGAGCGAUGAUUACUGGGGCGUGAUCCGCGCCGCUGGCGACCUGGCCAAGGACUUUGGACGGGUCACGGGUACGAACUUUACGUUGAGCAAUGGCGAGGCGGGAGCAGACCAAGCGACGUAUGACUACAGGCCGAUUACGAUGAACUAUACACAUUUUGAAGUGAGCGAUACGCAAUCUUUUCUCGGUCCAGAAUACGCCGACCCCUCGGCGGUAAAUACUGUCAUCAUUGCCGGAACUCUCGGUCAUUCAAAAGUCAUCGACGACCUCGUCAGUGCCGGGAAGUUGGAUGUUUCUGAGAUAGACGGCAAAUGGGAGUCUUUCGUCACCAAGGUGGUGGGAGCCCCUAUACCGGGCUGCUCCAAGGCCGUGGUGAUCGCUGGCAGUGAUACCCGUGGAGCCAUUUUCGGUCUCUACGAUAUCAGCGAACAGAUUGGCGUCAGUCCGUGGUACUGGUGGGCAGAUGUUCCCAUCAAGCAAAACAAGAACAUCUACGCUCUGGCCGAAGGCAAGGUUCAAGGCCCUCCGUCCGUCAAUUACCGGGGGUUCUUCAUCAACGACGAGCAGCCCGGACUAUCAGGCUGGGUCCAGUGGAACUACGAAGACACGCCGUAUGGAGUUGGCUAUAACAGCGAUUUCUACCCAAAUGUUUUCGAGCUUCUCCUACGGCUACGUGCCAAUUACCUGUGGCCAGCGCUCUGGGGCUCCAUGUUCGAGAUCGACGACCCGGCGAAUCAGCCACUGGCAGAUGCUUGGGAAAUCGUGCUCGGGAGUUCGCACACCGAGCCGAUGAUGCGGGCCCAAAAUGAGUUCGGAACCUUCUACACCAAUGAAGGUCUUGGACCCUGGGCUUACAAUUUGAACAACGAGACGAUCGAUGAAUACUUCGUUUACGGAGCGGAGAGAGCAAAGCCUUAUGCUCGGAACAGCUUGUGGACGAUGGGUAUGCGAGGUACUGGAGAUACGGCAAUUGAAGGGCUGGGAACCGAUUUCAUCGUCAGCAUGCUGGAGACGCUGGUUGAGCACCAGAGGAACAUUCUCGAGGAUGUGCUGGAUGUCAAUGCCACUCAGGUCCCACAGUUAUGGUGCCUCUACAAGGAGGUCAUGUCGUACAUCCUGGAAGGCCUCACAAUUCCCGAAGAUAUCACGCUGUUGUGGGCUGACGACAAUUGGGGGAACGUCAGGAGAGUGCCCAUUGAUGACGAGAAGACCCGCUCGGGAGGCGCCGGCGUAUAUUACCAUUUUGAUUAUGUCGGCGACCCGCGGGACUACAAGUGGAUCAACACCAUCCAGCUUGAGAAGACGGCGGAGCAGAUGCAGCUUGCCUAUGCCCACGGCGCUGAUCGAAUCUGGAUCGUCAAUGUGGGAGACCUGAAGCCCCUGGAGAUACCCAUCAGCCAUUUCCUCGACUUGGCAUACGAUGUUGAACAAUGGGGAGUGGAUAACACCAGUGACUGGACAUCUGCGUGGGCAGCCCGAGAGUUUGGACCAAAAUACGCAACUGACAUCGCCGAUAUCAUGACCCGAUAUGGGAUGUACGCGGCAAGACGCAAAUACGAGCUCGUCGAGCCGUUCGUCUACUCUGUAAUCAACUACAACGAAGCCGACGCGGUUUUGCAGCAAUGGCAAACUCUUGCAGACGAUGCGCAGACUGUCUACGAGCAGCUGGAUGAUACUACGAAGCCAGCAUUCUUCGAGAUGGUGUUGCAUCCUGUUCUCGGCGGUCAAACUAUUCACAAAGUUCACAUCGGCGCUGCGAAGAACAUGUUAUUCGCAGGCCAGCGAAGGAACUCGGCAAACGAAAUGGUCGCCGAAGUGUUGUCCGACUUCGGCGCCGAUGGUAAUCUAACAGCAACAUGGGAUAACCUUCUUGACGGGAAAUGGAGGCGUAUGCUAGACCAAACUCACAUUGGGUACGAUGGCUACUGGCAACAGCCGAUGCGCAACGUGCUGCCGGCUAUGGCUUAUGUGCAGACGGCCGUGUCUUCUAUUGCAGGUAACGUUGGCAUUGCAGCCGAAGGACUGAAUGCCAGCAUACCAGGUGAUGACAGGUAUCAUGGAAACUCAGCAGCAAGUAUAUCACUUUCACCUCUCGAUCCCUAUGGGCCAGCAACAAGAUGGCUCGAUGUCUUUUCGCGAGGCGCUAUGGACUGCGACUGGUCGGCUCAAUCAGACUUACCGUGGGUGAAGCUAUCGCAGUCCAGCGGUACUGUCGGCCCUGGGAACGGAACAGACACCCGCGUCCUUGUGUCGAUAGACUGGGAGACGGCACCGCAGAUCGUGAACACCACCAUGGCCAAUAUCAACUUCUCGGCCGGCUGUGGAGCUGGAGGCUUCACCUCCUGGUACAGCGCACCUAUUGUGCAGCUUCCUAUCUACCUACGUACAAUUCCAUCGAAUUUCACUCUGGGUUUCGUCGAGUCGGACGAGCACGUUGCCAUCGAAGGACCCAACUAUCAGCGCAUUUACACCCCAAGCAACUCUUCAGACUUGGAAAUGACAUAUCACACCCUCAAGAAUUACGGACGAACACUAGGCGGCGUCACGCUUUGGCCACAGACCACGCCUCCUCAGACGCCUGAAUCAGCACCGGCGCUCGAGUACGACUUGUACCUGUUCACCAACGUAUCAAACGCCAAUGUCACACUCUAUCUCUCGCCGACACAGAACUACCUGUCAGACAAGAAGCCCCUCGAGUUCGCCGUCUCGAUGUUCCCCGCCGGGGGAGCGCAGGCGGCGCCGCAAGUGGUGCCCUUCGUCGGCGACAGCGUCGGGCAGAACAUGCCGGCCGGGUGGGGCGCGGCGGUCGGCGACGCGGUCUGGGGCCGCGACGCGCAACACAACACCACGACGAGCUGGGACGUCGCGCAGGAGGGCGCCUACACGCUCCGUGUCUGGGGACUCGCGCCCAGCGUCAUCGUCCAGAAGAUCGUCGUGGACCUCGGCGGUGUGAGGGCCAGCUACCUGGGCCCGCCGGAGAGCUUCCUCGUUGGGCGGGACGAGGUCGGGGCGCGCGGUCGGACGAGCUUUGCGCAUGGAGUUUAG
Molecule: messenger RNA, 3204 nt
Organism: Anthostomella pinea
Lineage: Eukaryota; Fungi; Ascomycota; Sordariomycetes; Xylariales; Xylariaceae
Source: the annotation of a GenBank genome assembly